Messenger RNA from Owenia fusiformis, 2903 nucleotides. NCBI's taxonomy places the organism in Eukaryota, Metazoa, Annelida, Polychaeta, Sabellida, Oweniidae. The record is from the annotation of a GenBank genome assembly.
AAACAAUAUGGCCGACGAGUUUCUAAAAUUUUAUUUCUACGGACUUUAAAUUUCAUUACCGUUCGUUCAUAACUUAUUGUAAUGUGAUCAAAGCUAGGAUACAACAGUGUCAAUAUGUCAGGAUCACUCAGGGGUCUAGAUCCUGAAACGAAGAAAUAUCUUCGUGCUAACAGAGUACCAGAUGUGUACGAGGCACUUCUCACUGGGCUCGUUGUCAUGUGUCCUGCUGAUCCUAAGAAAUUUAUCCUAGACAAUCUGAGAUACAUUCGACAGAAUGGAUUUGGUGUCAUUGAAUGGGACAUGUUUGUUGAGCCACAUAUGAGACCGAACUACAGACCCAACACAGAAACAAUUCUAGAUUUGAUUUUCAACUUUGAUGAAAAUGCACAGCCUACACCUGAAAUGUAUGAGAGGGCCUACAGUCAUUAUAACACCACCCUCAAGUUACUAUGUUUCAAUGCCUGGAUGCAGUACCACCUCCGUAAGAAGCGCCAGAGAGAGGAACACGAACGUAAGAUGGAAAAGGCUCUCAUACACUACAAACACCGUAUGAUGAGAAUCCAUCUGCAUGUCUGGAUUCAAUGGGUAAAGUUCAGGAAAGGUCGCCAAGCAAUGGCAUUCAACAAGAUCCAGCACGUUUACCAUGUCUCUAUAGGAAGAGUUAUAUUUGUGGCCUGGCAUAAUACUACACUUGACGCCAAGAAGACUAGAGAGUAUUUUGAGCGUCUGGAGCGAGGAGAGAAUAUGGAUGAUGAUGAUCUGUUUGGUAAAGGCAGUGGGGAGGCAAGGGAUGAUAUAUCUCUUCUACCAAGAAAGGUUGCAGUAAAGAUUUUCAGCUAUGUUGACAUAGCUGACCUGGCCAGAUGUGCCUGUGUAUGUAGAUCUUGGAAGGUCAUAACACAAGCCAACUCUUUAUGGAGCACUUUGGACCUCUCCAGAGUUAGAAACAGGAUAACAGAUAAAGUUGCAAAGAGGCUACUGAAUAAAUGUCGGCCAUAUUUGGUGCACUUGAACGUGCGAUGCUGCCCAAAUCUUACCAAGACCACUUUUGUGUCAAUCAGUGAGUGUAGGAAUAUACAGGAUCUCAACCUCUCAGAGUGCCCAGGAUUGACUGAUGAGACUUUGAAGAUAGUUGCUGAAGGAUGUACCAUAGUUCUCUAUUUAAACCUUUCCCAUACACAGAUCACUGAUGCUGCUCUCAGGACGAUAGCCAAAAAUUGUAUAAAUAUCCAGUACCUCAGCCUGGCUUUCUGUAAGAAGUUCACAGAUAGAGGGCUCUACUAUCUCUCCACUGGGAAAGGCUGCAAGAAACUCUUAUAUUUAGAUCUUUCAGCCUGUAUGCAGAUCACUCCUGAGGGCUUCAAGAAAGCUGCAGAGGGUUGUAGCAAUAUCCACUCCCUCAUGCUAAAUGAGUUCAACACACUCAAUGAUAGCUGUGUUCUGGCGAUGACUGAGCAUUGUCACAAGUUGAAGUACGUCUCGUUUCUUGGCUCCCCAUAUCUCACGGAUGAAUCAUUCAAAGCACUUGGCAAUCACAAAAAACUGCAAACAAUUAAAAUUGAUGCUAACCAAAAGAUCACAGAUGCCUCUUUCAAACAUAUCGGAAAGUUAUGCAGUGAUCUGAAGCACUUGUACUUAGUGGACUGCCAGAGAAUAACUGAUAUGACAUUAAAGUCUCUCAUCUCAUGCAGAAAUCUCACAGUCAUCAACCUGGCUGACUGUGUCAGGAUUACUGACACAGGUGUACGCUACAUCGUUGAUGCUCCCUGUGGUCCCAAACUACAAGAGUUCAAUCUGACCAAUUGUAUCAGAGUUGGAGACAUUGCCAUAGUGAACAUACACAAACGGUGCCAUAACUUGUCUUACUUGAGUCUAUGCUUCUGUGAACAUAUCAGCGAGGCAGGGAUAGAGUUGUUGGGACAAACACAUAGCCUCACAUCCCUUGAUCUCUCAGGCUGUAACUGUGGAGACCAGGGAUUAUCAGCACUAGGCAACAACCCAAGAUUUAGGGAGGUUACUCUCUCAGAAUGUUUAAACAUCACUGACCUUGGCCUCCAGAAGUUUGCCCAGCAGUGCCCAGACAUUGAGAGACUAGACCUUUCUCACUGUCAGCAGUUGACUGAUGGGGCAAUUAAGAAUUUAGCGUUCUGUUGUCGGAUGUUGAAUGUCUUGAACCUGUCUGGCUGUAAACUGCUGACUGAUCUUAGUGUGCAGUAUCUCUCUGGUGUAUGUCACUAUCUCAUUGAGGUUGACCUCACAGCCUGUAUUCUCAUCUCAGACAAAGCAUUGAAGUACCUACGGAAGGGCUGUAAAAACCUAACCUGCCUUUACAUUCUCUAUUGUAAAAAUAUCACAAAACAUUCCGCUCAGAAGUUGAUGAAGCAUGUGGAUACUGUGCAUUACAACAACGAUGAUGUCCCAAGUUACUUUGGAUAUUGACUUAUAUUUAUAUUAUAUUUAUACCCAGAGGUUGGUAAUGUUGGAACUAUACAUUAUAGCAAUGAUAGUGUUACACUAACAUCAUAGUGUAUCAAAUUAACAUCAUAGUGCAGGUCGGACAAAUUCCUACUUUUAAGAAAAUGCAGUUUCUAUCUCCAUAGAGAAUCAACAGAAUCUCUAACAGUUAUUAACCUGCAAGAAUACACAUACAUUGUAUAGGCCUAGUACUUACAAUAUUAAUGCUACAAUAUCGAUGUAUGUGCCAAUGAAGGGGUCAAGGCUAAAAAGGAGAUGCUUGGAGAGUUUUUUGGGUUUGCUCAACUGCGGGCCACAAAAUUUAAUCAAACUGCUGACACGGAAACCUGAAGUAAUGUAGAAAUUAAAAAUGUAAAGUUUACAUUUAUCUGUGCCAAAUCAAGACCUACUUGUUGUGUAACAUUACAUAUGUGAUGUCAACAAGGUAA